Messenger RNA from Nothobranchius furzeri (turquoise killifish), 4086 nucleotides. Its product is annotated as CUE domain-containing protein 1. NCBI's taxonomy places the organism in Eukaryota, Metazoa, Chordata, Actinopteri, Cyprinodontiformes, Nothobranchiidae. The record is from RefSeq and is a predicted model, not a curated record. Gene Ontology annotation, molecular function: ubiquitin binding.
AGGGGGGGAUCUUUGGUGCCACCCAUGCAAACAAGUGUCCCCUGGGCCACCCAAUUUUACAUGCCCUGGACACGCCACUGUGGUCCUGGAAACCCUUUAGUUGUCCUUAUUUGUUUAAAAUAUAUUCGUGUCAUUGUAAAUCAGUGGUAAUAUUAGGUUUAAUUUCAGAGAAAUCAUUUGUGAGCGCGCGCCCUUCCCUCUCUCUGGACCUGGAGCAUCCGGGUCCUGCUGCCUCCUCCUGUGAUGAGCCUGGUGUAGCGAUGCACGUUCCCUCAAACCUGCACCAGAAGUUUGGUUCCUGCAUACACUGGAUGUGGUGUAGCUGUUCCAGAUGCAACUUACGAACCCAACGAUAGGGCAUCGGACGAGUUUAGAACUGAAGAGAUCAAGAGUUUGUGCCAGAAAGCAGAAGCAUCCUGUUAUCAGGCAGCACCUGAGGCAGCCUGGCCCAAAGGAUGACUAGCCUGUUCCGGCGCAGCAGCAGCAACAAUGAAGGGUCUCAAAGCAACGGAAGUGCAGGAGGGUCUGGAGGCACCCACGGACAGCUCAACAACAGCAGGCCCAGCCAGCAGGUCCGGCGCCUCGAGUUUAAUCAGGCAAUGGAAGACUUCAAGACCAUGUUCCCCUCUAUGGACUAUGAGGUGAUCGAGUGUGUGCUUCGCUCCAACAAUGGAGCUGUGGACGCCACCAUUGACCAGCUUCUUCAGAUGAGUAUUGAUGGGCAAGGUUCAGAUGACAGCUCGGACUCGGACGACAGCAUCCCAACAGAGAUCUUGGAGCGAACACUAGAACCUGACAGCUCAGAUGAAGAACCACCUCCCAUUUACUCUCCUCCCACGUAUGACGUGUACCCCCAGGUCCCACCAGCACCUCCGUCCAGAGUGGAACCCCAUGUGGCCGGUCACAAUGAUGGUAGAAGCUUCAGAAACUGGAACCCUCCUCUUCUCGGGAACCUUCCAGAUGAUUUUCUGAGGAUUCUGCCGCAGCAGUUAGACAGAAUCAAGCAGAGUGGUCUGGCUCACCCUUCAUCCUCCUCGUCAGAAUCCGUAGUGAGUCAGUGGACAGGCCGACCCAGUGGAGGUGCAGGAACCACCGAAGGCUCCAUACCAGAAGCUGUAGAACGAGACCAUAAGCUGAAGCAGUACCUGGAAGACGAGCGCAUCGCCCUGUUCCUGCAGAAUGAGGAGUUCAUGAAAGAGCUGCAGCGAAACCACGACUUCCUUGUUGCUUUAGAGAGAGAUCGCUUGAAGUAUGAAUCGAAGAAGUCAAAGACCUCUCAUUCAUCUGGUGUGGAGACUUCAACAGGUGAGGAACAUCCUGCAGCUUCAACAGAGGCAGCCUCAGACGACGCUCUGUUCAGAGACAAACUCAGACACAUGGGCAAAUCAACUAGGAAGAAGCUGUUUGAAAUUGCUAGAACAUUUUCUGAGAAGACAAAAAGAAGAAAGUCCAAAAGAACCCUGAUGAAGCUGCAUUCAUUUGGCACAACCAACUCCACAGCCAGUCUCCUUGAGGAGGAUGAGAUCAACCCCAGUGAGGAGGAUGGCCCGCCCAGAAGAGUAAACGCAGAGGAACGGUCUGAACUACGCAACGAGCCAAUAUGAUGGUUCUCCCAUGAUGCACCAUUUCUCGUUACCGUGGAAAUGGCAGCAAUCUGACACAUUGGUGGCACUUCCUGUCCUAACGUGAAGCCUAAACGAGGACUCAGUAACUUUACAUUUAUAGAUCAUCGUAAAGGACUUUCUCGGCAUUAUUACUUGAUUAUCCAGUAUUAAAUGUAAAAAGUUUGCAUUGAACUGUUUUCUUUAAUUAGCCGAGAGGAACACCAGCGUCUUUACGUGAGAUUUUAAAAAUUAUUUAAGCCAUGCUAAAGCUAAUAGAUGCACUGAGCACCAUUUUUGGUGAACAACCCGUAAACAAGGACAGGACGCGGAGGAUAACGGGGUGACUUAGCGAUGGCUAAAGCUUCAUACAGAAAACUCAAAGGUGGUCCUGAAAACAAAAGCUGUGUUCCUCUUGUUUCACAGCAUUUUUUAUCUACUCUAACUUUUUAUUUCAUGAAUUAAAACAAACACUUAACUGUGCUGAGAUGCAUCAGCCCAGAUGUGCUGCAGCUGGUUAGCUCCUCUGCUAGGUUUCACAAUCAGCCACAGACUCUAAUGUGAAUAACUGAUGUUGAAGUUUAUAAAAUGCCAUUUGCAUGAAUCACCAUGACAUCUUGGAGAUUACAGACUGUGGUAAUCCACCCUGUAACUGGACCCGCUGUUGACUAGCUGUUUGCACAUCAGUCCUCUGAGAACAAAUCUCUAUUUCUCCUAACUGAGAGGAUUUGUGUUAUCGUGCCACCAGCUGUUCCAAACCCAGAGGGAAGGUGGCAUCACCUACAAAAUCAGACAGCAACAGUGGUGCCAGAAAGAGAGCAACCAGGACAUGGCUAACGUAGUCUAUAUCACCCCCUAGUGGCUGGCUGCGUUAUGUAGAGUAACAUGCCGGGGCUGCAUUCCCCAGGAUGUUGCCCUAAUACGCAGCUGUAGGAGCGGCCUGCAGCUCGCUGACCUUCACCGUCCCAUCCUGUGCUUAGACAAACCAGAUAACAGAGGGUGUUGGAGGUUUGUAUACGUUCUAAAUGUGGAGAACGUGAACGGCAUCGUUUCUGUGUAGCCAGGCUACAAGCAGCUAGUGACCUUUUCCUCGACCACAGCGAGUGUUUGUUGGUACUUCCUGUCAGACACACAUCUAAUGGUCUAACUGCACAGCAGGAAACCUCAUGCAGACCAGGCGUCAGCCCGGUGCCAGAGUUCUGAUUGGUUAGCAGCGCCAUUGUCUUCCACUGCCACGAGUGUUCUGUGCUGCUCGGGAUUGAAGGAAUACCGUUUGUGUGACUGUCCAUUCAUUUAAGUGUGGAUGAUUUCUAGCAGGUUUUUUAAUUGGUUCAUGUUUCUGACCCCCCCCCCCCCCCGUGAUUUUAAUCACAACUUUCUAAUUCGUUGUAAAAUGUGCAGCGACGUGUGUGUGCUGCAGGUUUGAUCAGAGGUAGGGUCAGACGUGUGUGUGCUGCAGGUUUGAUCAGAGGUAGGGUCAGACGUGUGUAGAAGUCUUCUGUUCUGCAGGACCUGGUCACACACCACCUCACCACUCAGGUUGUUAUCACGUUUGUCCUCUUACCUUCUGGAACGUUUGCUCUGUAAAACCAUAGAUAUUCAAUUAAAUCUUUUCCAUCUAUGGGAGGGAAAGAAUAUCUCCAGCAAGUGGGCGGGGCGGCUAUGAGCAAACGGGUGGCGCAUUCGACUGCUGACCCAUAGGUCGUGGUUCAAAUCCACCCUAGUAGGGGCCAAGACAUCCUCGGACAAGAUGUCGAUCCCCACAGUUGGAUCACUUGGGAAACCUUUCUUCCCACACAAGAUAAUAAAAGAAUAUAUAAAUAACGGUUUAUUGUUCUGUCUUUAGGAUUUCAGCUGUUUCAGUCUGAACUUUGACCUCCAGCGGUUCUGGUUCUUUCUGAACAAUAAUGGGUUCAUUCUCAGGAAAACUUCCUAGAGUCCGUUCUUCCAUUAAAGUGGUUUUCACAUCCUGUAAACAAACUCCGUGCAGUUCCUCAUGCUGGAAGCACAGCGGGGUUUAGUACACGUGAACAACUGGUCCUGUAGUUUCUGCAGCAGCUCAUCCUGGAGGAGUCUCCCAAACCAAGCUGAACUCAUUCUGAGUCAGAACCAAGUGGAUCGUGGUCAUGUUGGAUUAUUUGGAUGUGAAAUGUCAACUUUACUAUGUUUAGUUAGCUUUAAAGAAUAAAAAUGUCCAUUUCAACAGAAAAGCAGUUUAGUUUACUCAUUUUAAUAUCAGUAACUGUAUCAGGUAAUUAAGGUGCUUAGUGAGGCAGAUGAAAUAAAUGGCCUUUAAGGGAGAGGGAGACCUGGCUGCUUUUAUUUUGAACCUGAAUCUAGACGUGUCAGUAAAAGGAAAUGAUUACUGCUAGAUUUGUGUUUAUUAGAAACAUCUGGCUAAGCAGAGACCAUGGUCUGAUUUGUUGUGUAACUUGUUUUUUAAUGUAUACAAAGUUUGUAAAUGAAUAAAAUGAUCAAACUGGAA